AUGGCCAAAUUGCGAGAGUUGAUAUUGUCCGUUAGAGGAGCAAAGACAGCAGCCGAAGAGCGCGAGAUCAUCACGAAAGAGUGUGCGGUGAUUCGUUCAUCGAUGUCCACAAACAACUUAAUAGUACGUCAUCGGAAUGUAGCCAAGUUAAUAUACAUUCAGUUAUUGGGAUAUCCCACACAAUAUGGGCAGAUGGAGUGUUUAACAUUAUUAUCGUCACAUCACUAUGCAGACAAACGAAUUGGGUACUUAGCCUUGAUGCUUCUUCUUGAUGAAACACAAGAGGUUUUAACAUUAGUGACCAAUCACAUUCACAACGACUUACUUUCUUCAAAUCAAUUUAUCGUUGGUCUUUCUUUGUCCGCCAUAGCCAACAUUGGAUCUGUUGGUAUUGCCCAAGACGUCGCUCCUGAAGUCGAGAAACUGAUGGCUUCCCCUGUUAAUUAUAUCAAGAAGAAAGCUGCAGCUGCUGCUUUACGAAUCGUACGCAAGUGCCCGAGUUACUGUGAGAUCUACAUUCAGAAGACAAAAGCUUUAUUAGUAGAAAGACAGUUAAGUCUGCAGUUAGUGGGUCACACAUUAGCAAUUGAGCUCUGCAAACACUUCCCGCCUGCUAUUGGCGAGUUCAGAAAGUUAAUUCCUAACAUGUUAAAUAAUUUGAAGGUCUUAGUCAACUCCUCGUUCUUACCAGACUUUGAUGUGAGUGGGUUGACUCAUCCAUUCUUACAAGCGAAGAUCUUAGAGUUACUUGGAAUGCUUGGCCACGGAGAUAAGGCCAAUUCCUCAUUGAUGUAUUCAGUGUUGACCUUCACUUUAAAUAACACAAGCAAUUCAAGAAACGUCGGGAACGCCGUGUUACUGGAAGCCGUCAAGACUAUCUUACAGAUCGAAGCGGAACAAAACUUGAUGCAGACGUGCGUGCAGAUCUUAAUUAAAAUGCUCAAUGGGAAAGACGAGAAUUUCAAGUACGUUGCGCUGGACACGUUACAGUACCUUCUUGAGGUGGGAGCGCCAGCUAUACAGAAGAACAAAGGAGUUGUAGUAGAGUGCUUAAAAGACCACGACCAUGCUAUUCGGAAACGAGCAUUAGACUUAGUGUAUUCUUUAGUGAAUGAAAAUAACGUUGUGGCUCUUGUUAAAGAACUUCUGACGUUCUUGCAAAUGUCAGACAUCCAAUUCAAACAAGACGUCGUAGUCAAGAUCUGUUGGCUGGCGGAUAAGUUUGGGCCGGACACGAAAUGGAAGUUUGACUCGAUUUUGGAGACUAUUGUCAUUGCAGGAGAUAUCGUCCCGGAAGAGGUGACGUGGAACUUUGUGAUGUUAAUUCAACAAAACAUCGAAUUGCAAAAUUACGCCGUCAGAAGGUUGUUUGAAGCGUUGAAGAAAGACGUCAGUAAAAACGCAUUGAAUCGAGUUGCUAUUUGGGCGAUUGGGGAAUAUGGAGAUCUCCUUGCAGUGAAUGAAGAUCAACAGCCAGCUGUCAAUCCAUCAGUUAUGAUUGACUUAAUAGAGUCAAUUGAUGGCUCUGGAUUCUCUGAUUUGACUAUUAAAGGAGAAAUUCUUGUGGCUUUAACAAAAUUGUCUGCGAGAGUCCCUCAAAACUAUUACUCGAAGAUUACUAGUUUUCUUAAUAGUUACAAAAAUAAUAUCAAUUUGGAACUCCAACAACGGGCUAUUGAAUUCUCCCAAUUCUUUAAUUAUAAUGAACUUAGAAUGGACGCUAUGAAUAGAAUGCCUAUACCAGAAAAUCUCCAUCAAGAAACUCAUGCAGCUCAAGUCGUACCAGAAACCCCUUAUAUUAGAGAUACCGCUUUUGAAAAGGAUAACGAGGAAAAUUCCCCACCUAUUAGUCAGGAAGAAACUAAAAGUAAACAAGAAGGUGACUUACUCGAUAUUUUGGGAAUUUCUAAUAAUAAACAACAAAUGCAAAAGACGGUGGAACAACCAAAUCUUCUGGAUUUACUCGGAGGGCCGGUACAACAACAAAAUAACCAAAAUGUGGUGAUACCAAUGAUACCAACUACUACUACUUCUCAAUCACAAAAUGUGGUACCAAAUGUUAUUCCUGUGGAACAUGUCAAACAAGAAAGUCAUCAAGAGGUACAAAAUGUACUCAAUUUACUCCCUCAAACACAAAACUCACCAGUUGCUCCUAUAGAACAACCCCCCGUCAUAACGCCAAGUAAUGAACUGAUCGUUCAAGCACUCGAUAAUAACGGAAUUAAUGUCAAGUUCAUCGUAAAACAAGACAAAAAUACAUUCAGCAUCAACGCGACAUUCUCGAACACUAACUCAUCGGAACUCCAAAACUUCUCAAUGAAGGUCGCUGUCCCAAAAUGGAUCGAUUUGGCUCUCCAACCUCCUUCCGGAAAUACUAUACCUGCUUUGUCCACUGACCAAGUCACACAACAACUCAUCUAA
This is a messenger RNA of Entamoeba invadens IP1, 2421 nucleotides long. Its product is annotated as AP-1 complex subunit gamma-1, putative. Gene Ontology annotation, molecular function: clathrin-cargo adaptor activity. The record is from RefSeq and is a predicted model, not a curated record. Lineage: Eukaryota; Evosea; Mastigamoebida; Endamoebidae. The transcript has a single exon. Gene Ontology annotation, cellular component: Golgi apparatus; membrane coat; AP-1 adaptor complex. The coding region runs from base 1 to 2421 and encodes 806 amino acids. Gene Ontology annotation, biological process: Golgi to vacuole transport; receptor-mediated endocytosis; intracellular protein transport.